CAUAUCAGAUUCUGUCUAAUCGGUUCUUGGCUCGCCCCAGGACUCUGCUUUGUUUUUUCGGAUAAAACUCCUCCAGCCAUGACUCGGGUUUCCUCACUCGUCUUGAUGUUGUUGCUGAUGUUGUUUGUGGUUGCUGUUGCUCUGUUGGAGGCCGAUUCCCAGGCUCUGCUCAUCAGAAAUAGAAGACUGUCCUGUGGUCCACCAAUUUCAGUACCUGAAAACAAAGACCUCAGCCAAAUUGAGUGUUAUUUUCACUUUGGUAUACAUGAAGAAAAUGUGGAGUACACACUGAAAGGCACUGGUGCAGACCAACCUCCCUACAACCAUUUUGUCAUCAACCCUGACACUGGUUGUAUACGAGUGACUGGUAUAUUAGACCGGGAGAAAAUCCAUCGGUACCCUCUGAACACCGUUGCUAAGUACAAGAACGGCACAAUUGCAGAUGACUUUAUAAUAAAUGUUCGAGUUGAAGAUGAGAAUGACAACUCUCCAGAGUUUGGUACCAUUGAGCCGGGGAUGGUGAAUGAGCUCAGUCCUGCAGGCACUGUUGUCAUGAAAGUCACUGCAUAUGAUGCAGAUGAGCCAUGGAGUAGGAACUCGUAUAUUGCCUAUAGCAUUGUGGAGCAGGUUCCUCCAGAGGACAUGUUCAACAUCAGCAAGCGUGGAGACAUCUAUGUCGAGCGGCCCUUACUGGACAGAGAGCACCAAGAUACAUACAUUCUGAUAGUGAAAGGUCAGGAUCUGUUUGGUGCACCAGAGGGAAACACCGGAACAGGCACUGUCACCAUUCACAUCCAAGAUGUGAACAACAACAUCCCCACUCUGGACAAAGAGGAGUAUGAGGGCAGUAUUGAGGAGAACACAGAGGGUGUGGAGGUAAUGAGAAUCAAAGCAGAGGACCUGGACUUGAAGGGCACAGAAAACUGGGAAGCUGUGUUCGAUAUUGUGAAGGGCAACGAGGCCAGCUACUUCAGCAUCACGACAGACCCGAAGACCAAUGAGGGCAUCUUAAUGCUGGACAAGGCUGUGAAUUAUGAGGAUGUGACUCAUCUUGAACUGGCACUGGCUGUGAGGAACAAAGCUGAACCAUAUAAUGGGACAGAUACUGGAAUUGUAGGUGGAAGAGCAGGAGGGAGUGAGGACACCACCACAGAGAACUAUAAAACCUAUCCAGUCAAAAUCAUUGUGAAGAACCAAAUUGGGCCAUGUUUUGACCCCAAGGUCAAAGCCAUUCCCAUCUCAAACAAAGGCCAGAAUGUCAGGAUUCAUGAGGUCAUUGCCCGCUACUCAGCAGUGGAUGAAGAUACUGGGAAAGAAGCUGAGAAUGUAAGGUAUGCCAAGCUCUCUGAUCCACUCAACUUGCUGACCAUUGACCCAAAGACGGCUGAGAUUAAACUAAACAAAAUGCCUGACAGGAGCUCUCCAUUCCUGGUCAAUGGGAUGUAUUUUGCAACAGUACUCUGCAUAUCAGAAGACUUACCCACUAAGACAGCCACUGGCACCAUAGUUAUCCAGAUGGAAUAUUUCAAGGACAGCUGCCCCACCCUGACCAGUAACAUCCAAACUAUGUGCUCCACUGCUGGCGCUGUCAUUGUGACUGCAAAGAGUGAAAAUGUAUUCCCUAAUGUAGCUCCCUUCACCUUCUCCAUCGUCCCAAAAGGCACCAAAGGCAAAUGGAUUGUGGAGCAUCUUAAUGAAACUUCGGCCAUGUUGAGGGCCCAGUCGGACAUAUGGCCUGGUUCCUAUGAGGUGGCACUGGAGGUGAAGGACCAGCAGGGAGUUGCCUGUCCAGAGCUGCAGAAGGUCAAAGUGGAGGUUUGGAUCUGUGAAUUUGGAAAGAUGUACAGAGAGCAAAGUGGUCACUCCCAGAAAAGAGCAGAGUUAGGAGCUCCAGUCAUUGGACUGAUCAUCCUGGCCGUGCUGACGCUACUACUCCUCUCUCUGUUGCUGUACUUCUGCAAGUAUUGUGGGACUGAGGAUCUGCGAGGGGGCUUCACUAAAAUGCCCACUGAGACCAAAUCACACCUGCUUGCCUGAUGGCACGGACGUUUGCAUCAUUUGCAUGGCAAGAUAAUAACUUAAAUUCAGUGUUGUAAACUGAUUAUUGAUAUGUUACUCAUUGUGGUGUAUCAGGGGUCUGCUCUGUUAUCUGUGCAGAAUUUCUUUCAAGAUUUUUUUUUUUUUUUUAAUUUUAUGCAGAAUAAAAAUAGUCUGAAAUUUUGUAAUGGUUCAACUAAAAUCAUGUAUUUCACAUUCAUAAAAUAAAUUGUUGUUUCUAGUCACUUUAAAAUUCUUUCACAUGGUGGAUAAAGGGAUAUAAGAUCUGAUAUAAACAUUCUAAUAAACAUCAAAGACUUAAUACUAACAGGGUAUUCACAUGUAAAAUUGAGCAAAAUUAUUUUUGAGUUACUUAGUUAUCUUAGUUAUCUCAGCAUCAGCUUUACUGAUAGAUUUAGAAGAUUUUUGUUUGUUUGUUUGUUUGUUUUGAGAGAAAAAAUCCCAGCUAAAGAUGUAGCCCACUGUGGGAAUGACUCAACGAGGGUGUAAAUCAUGUCUUUGUAACAAUAUUGUGGUGGGUAAUGGACCAGAUGCUAUAAUCCUUGU
This is a messenger RNA of Myripristis murdjan (pinecone soldierfish), 2604 nucleotides long. Its product is annotated as desmoglein-2-like. The transcript has 12 exons. Lineage: Eukaryota; Metazoa; Chordata; Actinopteri; Holocentriformes; Holocentridae. Gene Ontology annotation, molecular function: calcium ion binding. The record is from RefSeq and is a predicted model, not a curated record. Gene Ontology annotation, cellular component: membrane; desmosome. Gene Ontology annotation, biological process: homophilic cell-cell adhesion. The coding region runs from base 79 to 2037 and encodes 652 amino acids.